AUUUUCGAGUCUGCUUCCCCAUAUCUCCACGAACGCCCAACGGCCUUCUUAUUUCUCACUAUCUUGUUUUCUCGGAGAGGUAGAAGUCGUUGCUCCUUUGUAUUACUAUAAUGGCUUCUCUUGCUCCAUCCCUCAAGCGGGCACAUGCCCCUCUUCGCAAAGCGCUGAGCGCUACGCCUACACUUAGAACUUUCGCCACUGUACCUCCGAGUGGCAGCGAGCCCGGUAAACCUCGACGAAAGAGUUAUUUCAAGGACACAGCAGUCUCAGACUUCUCCGAUUUCCUUGCGACGUCGUCUCCAGCCCAGCCGCUGUCUCCAGCAGAGGCUUACUCUCUGAAGACUGCCGAAGUCGGCCCUGAGGGCAAGAAGCGAACCAUCACACGACUGCCAGAAUGGCUAAAGACACCGAUCCCCGCCGGCAACGAUAACUUCAAGAGCAUCAAGAAGGAUCUACGAGGAUUGGGAUUACACACCGUCUGCGAGGAGGCUCGAUGUCCCAACAUUUCAGAAUGUUGGGGCGGUUCAGAUAAGAAUGCUGCGACAGCUACUAUUAUGCUCAUGGGCGACACAUGCACCAGAGGAUGCCGUUUCUGCAGUGUAAAGACAAAUCGCAACCCUGCUGCAUUGGAUCCCCACGAGCCCGAGAACACUGCAGAGGCCCUGGCCAGGUGGGGUCUUGGCUAUGUCGUGCUGACCAGCGUGGACCGUGACGAUCUGGCAGACGGUGGUGCGAAACAUUUUGCUGAGACAAUCCGAAGAAUUAAGCAGAAGAAGCCUUCAUUGCUCGUUGAAGCUUUGACUGGCGAUUUCCGAGGAGACUUGGAUAUGGUCAAGGUUGUGGCUGAGAGUGGACUCGACGUUUAUGCGCACAAUGUUGAGACCGUUGAGGACCUCACUCCGUAUGUGCGAGACCGCAGAGCUACUUUUAGACAGAGCUUGUCUGUGCUGAAGCAUGUCAAGGAUGUUAUGGGCAAGGACGGUCCUAUCACUAAGACCAGUCUGAUGCUUGGUCUUGGUGAGCAGGAGCAUGAGAUUAUGGCUGCGCUAGAGGAACUUCGAAAGGCUGAUGUUGAUGUUGUCACAUUCGGUCAGUACAUGCGACCUACCAAGCGUCAUCUGAAGGUCGAGAAGUACGUGACUCCGGAUGAGUUCGAGAUGUGGCGCAAGCGAGCUCUGGACAUGGGUUUCCUGUACUGUGCCAGUGGACCUCUCGUGCGUUCUUCAUAUAAGGCUGGUGAAGCCUUCAUUGAGAACGUUUUGCGCAAGCGCUCUGGUGAGAAGGCUAUGGCCAGUGGAAAUCUUAGCCAAACCGUUGCUCUCGACUCAACACAGUCGACGAUCUAAACAGAUCACUGUACUCCUACUUUCACCUCAACCACACCACACUACACUAAAUAAUCAUGGGCUAUGACCGUAUCGGAAGGCGUUUUGGGAUAGGGUCAGAUAUUCAACUAGAAAAGCAUGGUCUUCAACAAGGCUGCUGCGACCUUGUCGCACACUCACAUACAAUACAAUCACUCACCCCUAGCGGGUUGUACAUCAA
Messenger RNA from Fusarium oxysporum Fo47, 1545 nucleotides. RefSeq names its product lipoate synthase. Gene Ontology annotation, biological process: lipoate biosynthetic process. The record is from RefSeq and is a predicted model, not a curated record. The transcript has 2 exons. Lineage: Eukaryota; Fungi; Ascomycota; Sordariomycetes; Hypocreales; Nectriaceae. Gene Ontology annotation, molecular function: lipoate synthase activity; 4 iron, 4 sulfur cluster binding. Gene Ontology annotation, cellular component: mitochondrion. The coding region runs from base 111 to 1346 and encodes 411 amino acids.